Molecule: messenger RNA, 2171 nt
Organism: Labrus bergylta (ballan wrasse)
Lineage: Eukaryota; Metazoa; Chordata; Actinopteri; Labriformes; Labridae
Gene: zbtb3
Product: zinc finger and BTB domain containing 3
Biological process (GO): regulation of transcription by RNA polymerase II
Cellular component (GO): nucleus
Molecular function (GO): protein binding; DNA-binding transcription factor activity, RNA polymerase II-specific
Source: RefSeq, a predicted model, not a curated record
AGGAAAAAUUACAAGAAGAAGAAGAAGAAUAAGGAAAACAUCACAGACAGCAGCAGGGUGAUGGAGUUCCCUCAGCAUUCACAGCAGCUGCUGUCAGCUCUGCGGUCCCAGCGCCAGCGGGGCUUCCUCUGUGACUGCACUGUCGCGGUGGGCUCAUCUCGUUUCCUGGCUCACAAGGCAGUUUUGGCCUCCUGCUCGCCUUUCUUCCACAUGUUCUACUCAGACUCUCCAGGGGUCAGUGUCGGGAACAACAGCAGCAGCAGCAGCAGCAGCAGCAGCAGCUCUGUCACACUUGACAGCGACAUCGUCACUGCUGCUGCUUUUGGCUUGCUCUUGGACUUUGUCUAUGAGGGUGUGCUGCAGCUGAAUGAGUCUCCACCAGUGGAGGAUGUACUGGCUGCUGCAAGUUUUCUGCACAUGAACGAGGUGGUGAGAGUAUGCAAGAGACGACUGCAGAGACGAGGGCCUCUGGCUGAGGCAGACAGCACCCGCUCAGAGGAGAGUACCGGAGCUAGGAGGGCCACAGAGACAGGGAGGCAGGGUGGGGGGGAUGGUGGUGCUGGGCCAAUGCUUGCUAUGGCAGAUCACUUGAAUCAAGUAGCAACUAUAGCAUCACUCUCAUCAGCAACCACAGCAGAGAAGAAUCAGCUGGAGGCUGUGAAGUCUGAGGAGAGGACAGCUGAGGAGUUUUACAAGUCAAGAGCUCAGACUCCUCUGAGCCCAAACCUAGCUGAUACCACACAGCCUGGCAUGGAUGUAAUUCUUCUGCCCCAGAGCGGAGAGCUGGUGCCUGGCCGGUCUGAUCCUGUCUCAGGAGGUCAUGUGAGGUUAAGGCAUGGAGGUCAGGGUGAGGGGUCGGCACUUUGCAGUCCAUGCAGCUCUACAGAAUCCUACAGUGGUAACCAGCAGCCCUCCUCAUCCUCUUCCUCCCUGGUGGCACUGAGCCAUGCUAGAGGUCGGUCAGUGGUUGCUCUUUCAAAUUCAGAAUCAAGCCUCUGCUCCAGCCCCCUUCAGCAAGGCACACAAAGACUACCCAGUGAUGACUCUGUUUGGAACCCCUCAGAGUGUGACCUCAGAGCUGCAUCAGGUGGAGGACAGCAGAUAGUCAUGUUAAUCCAAACACCAGCAGGAACUUCACACAGAGAAACAAACCCUAAACACACACAAUCGCAGAGCGAGUUUCCUCAGAUCCGAAUCCAGAGUGCUGUGUCGCUCCAACACCAAAGUUUGGACUUUCCCUCUGUUCAGACUCGAACUCUGAAGGGGCCUGAGCAGCAUACAGGAGCUUAUCCCAUAGUUAGAAAAGAGACAUCAUAUAAUGAUGAAGUGAGGACAGAUGAUAAAGAUGAGGAGAAUGUGAAAAUCAAAGUGGAGGCCAUUGUUAUAUCUGACGAGGAGCUAGAGGAAGAAACAGAGGAGAGCAGAGAGAGAGAAGAAGUGAUGGAUGUAGAUGAUGAGUUUGAAGAUGAAGUCCAGGAUGAGGACCUGAACAAUCCCCAGUUUCCUUCCUCCCACCCACAGGGCCUCUUACACAUGACCGCCCAAUCCAAUGACUUUUCCUACCCACUCUCUCCCUCCUCCUCCUCAUCAGGCGCUGGCCCCUCCUCCCAGGACACUUCCUCCUUCCCGGCCUCCAACCAUCCUCCACCCACAGCGCCGAAUCAGUCAGACCCUCCUGGCUAUUUCCAGGACUUCCAGGACACUAUGGAGAAUUUUGCAGAAGAUGUCCCCACAUGUGAAGCCUGUGGAAAGACAUUCUCGUGUACAUACACACUAAGGCGCCACGCCAUUGUGCACACACGUGCACGUCCUUAUGAGUGUCACUACUGCUACCGGAGCUACACACAAUCUGGCGACCUGUACCGGCACAUUCGCAAAGCUCACGAUCGCUCACUGCGCACCAAACGCACUAAGGUCGACAAUGAGAUCUUAGAGCCUCCACAACCUCCACCGCCACCACCAAUACCACCUCUCCUGUAACACACAUAACACAACUGUAUUUAUACUCUUCCUCACACGUACCUACAGUUCAACCUUAGUAUCUGAACUUUAAUCCAGUGGAUAGCAACAAAAUGUUCUUAAUUUCAAGCUUAACUCAAACCUUCCGGCUUUCUAUCCAAAUAUUGUCAUUUAUUUUUAUAAACCCGAACAAGCCCCUGCUUUCUUUUAUA